CAUCUUCACAAGUCAACAUAUCCACAUGCUGCACGCCUGAAUCCACCACUGGCUGCUGUAUUUUGGGAGCAAACGGCCUGGCGAGUGGACACGUAUAUCCUUGGCUUUGAUCGGUGUGCAUUUUGAUUGUCUCUAUGACUGGUGCGGAUAUUGGUCCAGCUGCACGAGCCAAGCUGGGUGUGAUGCAUGGGACGACCAUUGCCGGACCAUCCAACUACAGGGACGCCACCAAUGGCACGCCUUGGAAACAAAAUCCUACGCCAAUACAAAUGCCAGGCAGCCGACCGGCCGGGAACAGGAACCCUUAUCAUUUUACCAGUGAUCUCAGUAAAUCGAGGGGAAAUCCAGUAACGUCCCGGACUGUGCUGGGUACGGCCAGGAAUCCAAGUCCCAUAGAUCGGCGUCCGUCGAAGCGCCCGAAAUUAGAUUCUGGCUAUGUCCUUCCAACCACUAGCCCUUACUUUCCUGGUAUUACGAACAACGGACAUGGUCCCUCAUCUGCUCGUGCUUUCUCCCACGCUCACGACUCAGAGCCUGAAGUUCAGGAGGUUAGGCACCCUUUUGCAGUCCGGCGGAGGCAUACCCAAAUGGACGACGGAGAGAUAAUGAUUGUGGAAGGGCACACUAGCGAUAUUGGGCAACCUGUGGCACGUCCUGGCGCUGCUAUCGCUGGCAACACUAACGACCGAUCAUCUCCGGACCCAAUUCUGAUGGACCCGCCUCCCAAACAUCCAUUACAUCCGUUCGAGAUCCCCCCAGGGAAGUUAUGUACGGCUUCGCGAGGCAAGGGAAAACGUCGGGAAACAGACAUCCGUGAUCCAGUGCCCGCUUCUGAGGAGUCAGACGACGAGAUUACGUCGUGGCAUUCUGAUCAACCAAAAACCUCCUUUUCUAGAACACCGGUUAUUCCUAGCGGCAAGGUUCAUGGCCUUCGAAUCAUGUUUGAAGGGCAUGCAGCCUCGAAAUCCGCUCGCCCUCACAGCGAUGUGCCCGCCCGGGACUUGACGACUCUAGCUAACGGUGGUGUCAGAAUUGCAGAUCGGAUGCGGCGCAAGGACGAGGGUUUUCAGAAUUUGGAUCGCGUCGGGACGUCAUCUUCAGGCCUGAUGGAUACCAGAAAGAAGGAUAUAGACGUAUCUCUUCCUCUUGAAGUUUGGUACCUAGGUCGCCGAGAAUUUCGGCGGGAGGGCGAGGUGCCCGACGAACUCACUUAUAGAGACCGUGGCAAGUUGUUGUGUGUUGUCUUCGGACGACCGCCUCGCAAAAUCGAGAUCAAGCUUGACAGACAAGUUGUGAAGGCCGAGGUUACCAAUGACAAAGAGAGUCCUCUCGAAGGAAACCCCGUAAUACAGUUUAGCACUACUAAAGGGGACUGGUGGAAGCGCUGGGAGGCCGAGUUUCGUGGUCAGUUUGAGGGAGGAGGGUCGCGACAGCGUGAGGUGUUGACUCUGGUUUUCUCAACUCACCUCGCUGGCUGGGACCAUACGGCAUACCAAAGGUUUGCCAGUUAUCUGAAGAAUGUCUGCCACUGCGAGGUCGUAAGGCCCAUCGCAGCGUCCGGUCUUUGGGAUACAAGCAAAAAAUUUGCAGACAUGGACGCUCAGGUUUCAAAGCGUGGGAGGCGUGAAACAACACAGCUAUCGGGGCGCUCUUCGACGCCGAGUUCAUCUUCUGCCAAAGCGAGAAUCUCAGCUUGUAGUGUGAAGCCGCCAGAAUCUAAAGCAAGUCAAGGUGAACUUCGUCGCUCUGGGCGCCAAUCUGUGACUCAGAGCGCCAAGGUGACGCCGGUACCUGCACCUCCUCAAUCCGCUGUGGAACAAGAUGAACUAAUCCUGAUGUACCCCCCUGGUGGGCCUGGGGCGCUUAACAUUAUGCGCAGCGACUUGAAGCGUUUAGAGCCUGAAGAAUAUUUAAAUGAUACCCUCAUUGAGUUCGGGCUGAAGCUUUGGCUUAAUGAGCUUCGAGAGAGGGAUCCGUUGCUUGCGGAUCAAAUACACGUCUUCAGCUCGUUUUUCUACAAGAAACUCAACACGAAGAAUAUCGAAGAAGGAUACCAAAGUGUGAGGAAGUGGACCUCUAAAGUUGACUUAUUCUCGAAGAAAUACAUCGUCGUACCUAUUAACGAAAAUUUGCACUGGUACUUCGCUAUUAUAUACGAACCAGGUCAUGUAUUGGAACCACCCCUCGUAGCGCCUCCAGCAACACAGGCUCGACUGACGCGCAAUCGGAAGAAGGGGCGGGCCAAGGUUGAUUUUAAGACAGGUCCCCCUGAGUCUCGGUCUGAGGCUCAGGGAUCGUCAACAUCUAGCAUGCAAGAAGACGAUGGCGGAUUGUCAUUGAAGGCAGCCACCCGACCUACAACGCCAAGCGUGACCCACGACGUCGACAUGGAAGAUACAAAUGGUGCACCCUUCAACCUAGCCUGUUCUGACUCCAAGCUAGCAAAACCGCCUUCUGGGUCCAGCGCGCUUAGCGAAUUGACGUACCCAACUUCUCCAACUCAUGGAGAUGCUAUGGACGUGGAUGUUGUCGAGUCUUCCAUUGGACCACCCUUAUUGCCCUCUCCUAGCUCGUCUGACCGAUUUCCCGAACGACAAUCCGGCAUUCCCGCUUCCAGGUUCUAUGGGCCCCUAUCAUCCAAGAAAGAGGGAAAAAAGAUCAUCGCUGCUGAUGAGUCUGUCGUCAUUCUAGAUAGUGAGGAGGAGAACGACAAACGUCAAGAGGAUGAAGUGGUCAAUAUGUUGAAAGAAGAACCACCAGAGGCUUCACAGCGCCCGUCCCAGACUUACAUUUUUACUCUCGAUUCGCUUGGGUCUAGGCAUACGCAGGUCGUGAAAGUCUUGAAGUUCUAUCUCAGCAGGGAAGCAAAAGAUAAGAGGGGUUUUGAUGAAGUACGCGACUCUAUUGGAAAGCAAGUCCAGGUCCCAGUUCAACCCAACACGUGGGAUUGCGGAGUAUACCUCCUUCAUUUAACUAAAGUCUUUAUGAAUAACCCGGAACAUUAUUUCCGCCUGAUCACGACUACCAAAGGAACUAUACCCAGCUCUGAACGCAGGGCUAUUUGGCAAGAUCAAGAAGUUCCCAAGUUUCGAGAUGACCUCGUCGCUCGAAUCACUCAGUUGUCGGAUACAUGGAAGGCCGGGAAGGCAGUUAAAGAGGAGGGGGCAAAGGGGCGAAAGAGCGAAGAGGUGGAGGCGGAAGUCAUCUCUUCGGAGGGCGAAGUCGAUAUCGUGCACGUUUCAGGUCAAGUCAAGGCCUCGCCGCGACGAAGGUACCCCAAUAGACUUCGGGGAUGACUGGAGUUGAACCACAGGGUGACGGCUUUCUUCUCUUUUUUUCUUUCCUUCGCCUUCUUUCUUUUCUGUUGUGAUGAUAUCCGUUAGUUUCCCUUCGCCGCCGUUGACACAUGGCAUCCCGGACAUGCACUAAUUUGCGCUUUUAAUGAAC
Messenger RNA from Pisolithus orientalis, 3447 nucleotides. RefSeq lists its product as uncharacterized. NCBI's taxonomy places the organism in Eukaryota, Fungi, Basidiomycota, Agaricomycetes, Boletales, Pisolithaceae. Gene Ontology annotation, molecular function: SUMO-specific endopeptidase activity. The transcript has 15 exons. The record is from RefSeq and is a predicted model, not a curated record. Gene Ontology annotation, biological process: protein desumoylation. The coding region runs from base 135 to 3296 and encodes 1053 amino acids. Gene Ontology annotation, cellular component: nucleus; cytoplasm.